AUGUCUUUUGGCUACGGUGUCGGUGAUAUCAUAGCCGUCUCGACUCUGGCACGUACCAUCUGGGGCAGGUUUCGCGACGCUUCCGAUCAAUUCAAUGCCAUCCAAACAGACGUCUUUGGUCUUCACCGCGUCCUCGAUGACAUUGCGAACAACCUCUCUGGAAUCCAGCUUACUGAUAAGCAGGCCGACGAUCUCCCGGUCCUGAUUGAAGGUUGUCGUGGCGUCCUCCAUGACACUGAGAAGCUGAUACGGAAGAACGAGAGCUUGGGUACCGAGUCUUCUGGCGUGAGCUCCAGGACUCAGAAGGCUUUGAGAAAGUUGAAAUGGGACUCUGCUACCGUCAAUGAGCUGCGAGAUCGCAUGAUCUCUAGCACAACGUUUCUGAAUGCCUUCAACACUAGUCUUGCAAGUCAAGCGUCCCGAGCGACAAACCAAAAGGUCGACUCUAUAAUUGAAGACACUCACAAUCUAAGACUAAACCAAAACCAACAAGAGCGGAACGAGUUGUUGCAAUGGCUCUCACCUCUCAACUUUGCCCCACAGCAAAGUGACUUAUCUAAUAGGCGGCAAAAAGAGACAGGUUCAUGGCUUUUGGGGUCUCAUGAAUUCCAAGAAUGGGUGAAUAAGGAGGGAAAGACUCUGGUCUGCCAAGGGAUGCCAGGUGCUGGCAAGACUAUGUUAGCAUCGCUUGUCAUAGAUCGCCUGCAGCAAAUUCCUGGUGAGGAGAACGUUGUAACCGCCUACAUAUAUUGCGACUACAAAAGACAAGAUGAACAGACACCCAUCAACCUUACAGCAAGCGUAACAAAGCAGCUGCUCCAGCACCAAGAUUUGAUUCCGGAAAACAUUUUAAAGAUGUACCAGCACCACCAAAAAAUGGAGACUCGACCUACAUUUGAAGAGGUGUUAGAGAUGACAGGAUCCUCGAUGGCACGUUUGUCGCGGGUUUAUGUUAUAUUGGAUGCCCUCGAUGAGUUAGGGAACGCUGGUCAAGUUCGUCAGACCUUAAUCGGACGCCUACGUCCUCUGCAGGAUCUUCAUCACUUCAAUCUGAUGACGACGUCGCGUUACAUCCCUUCUCUGGCUCUGAACUUCCACCAUCCUCUAUGUAUGGAUGUUCGGGCCAGCCCAGAAGAUAUACGGAGAUACGUGGAGGGGCACACUUCGGAUCUGCCAAAAUGUGUGAGGGAGAGUACGGGCUUACAGGAGGCCAUAGCGACUGCUAUAGUUGACUCGGUCGAGGGAAUGUUUCUUCUGGCUCAGCUACACAUGGACUCGCUUAAGGACAAAACAAGCUCUAAGCUGAUCAAGAAAGCGCUGGAAAUACUGCCAAAAGGAUCGAACGCUCUCGAUCUGGCCUACGAUGGAGCAAUGCAGAGAAUUGAGAACCAAAUGGAAGGUUUCAGACUUCUUGCCAAACAGCUACUGGGUUGGCUUACCUACUCGGAGAGGCUGAUGACGGUAAAAGAAGUACAACAUGCCUUGGCAAUCGAGCCUGGGACGCGAGAGUUUGAUGAAGAUAAUCUGGGCGACAUCGAAGAAGUUCUGGGUUUCUGUGCCGGCUUGAUUAUCGUCGACGAAGAAACGCAGAUCAUCAGACUGGUCCACUACACCACCCAGGAAUACUUCAGGCGAAACGGUGACAGAGUUCUAGCCUGUGCCAAGCAGGACAUUGCGAUAAGCUGUCUUACCUAUUUGCUUUACGAGAAUUUUAAAGAUGGCUGGGCCAACGAAGUACGACAAAAAGAGUUUGCCGAAGGAAACAGAGCCGAAGAUACCCUCAGGAAUAGAGACGAAGACGAAGGGGAAGAGGACUGGGAUUUUCCUUGUGGAAGAUCUGUGAAAGCUCGGUUGCAGAAAUAUCCUUUUCUCGAAUACGCCGCUAGGUAUUGGGCGACUCAUGCAAGAUUGUGUAAGCAGCAGAACGUCAAAAUACUCAUGAUGAGCUUCGCCAAAGACGAUCACAGAGUCUCGAGUGCCAGCCAAGUGCUGUUGGUGCUAGACGGACGAUAUUCUAUCUUUCUAGAUAUGAAUGGGACUAUGUCGCGCAGCCCACUUUCUGCAAUGCACAUUAUCGCGUAUUUCGGUUAUGCAGAAAUGAUCUCACAGCUUCUGAACCACGGUUUCGAGGCAGAUGCCAAGGACCAUUUUCGCCGGACACCGUUGUGGUGGGCGGCAUCACAAGGACAUCACGGCGUGGUGGAAUUGUUACUGUCACAGAGCCAUGUCAAUGUGAACAACCGCGGCCUUUUUACUAUGUUCGGGCGUCUAUUUUAUACUGCGACACCACUGGGCAUUGCUGCACAAGCGGGCAAAGAUGAAACAGUGAAGCUUUUGAUUGAGCGUGAAGACGUGGAUGUGAACUUGCCAGGUCCCUUCGAUAGCUCUCCGCUAUCAUCAGCCGCAAAAGAAGGACAUAGUACAGUUGUUGAACUGCUACUGACACGAAGAGAUAUUGUAAUAGAUUCAGGAGACGAUGCAGGCCAGACGCCCUUGUGGCUUGCAGCUGCGUUUGGCAGAGCGGAUGUAGUCACACAGCUGCUCAAACACGAGAACGUCCAGAUCAAUUCGAAGGAUCAUUUUGGAGACACACCUCUCACAUUGGCUGCAUCCUUCGGUCAACAGGGCAUAGUAGAGAUAUUACUAGGUUGUUCCGACAUUGAAGUGAACACGCAAAACAGACUGGGAUUUACUCCGCUCUUGUAUGCGGUACGUGCAGGCUGGGAAGCAGUGGUGAAGCUCCUGCUAUCUCAUUCCGACAUCGACGUAAACACGCAAGACAGAGAUGGAAGGACUCCGCUCUUGGAUGCGGUACAUUUAGGCCACGAAGCAGUGGUGAAGCUCCUGCUAUCUCAUUCCGACAUCGACGUAAACGCGAAAGAGAAUGGGGGAGUAUCUCCCCUUGCAAGUGCGGUCAUAGAUGGUAACGCAGCGAUUGUGAGGCUCUUGUGCGCACAUCCCGAUGUUGACUUAGACACGAGGGAUAACGAGGGUCGGGAUGUGCUUGCUCUGGUAAAGGAAACGGGGCCACAGCAUUGGAAGUCACAGGCGAACAACGAUGCCCUGGCGCUAAGGCAAGAGGAAUGUCUGGAAAUCCUACGUACAGCCAUCGAGGCACGCUCGCGAAACGGGCCUCAAAAUUCGGAGGUUGUGCCCUCAUGA
This is a messenger RNA of Letharia lupina, 3162 nucleotides long. RefSeq lists its product as uncharacterized. Lineage: Eukaryota; Fungi; Ascomycota; Lecanoromycetes; Lecanorales; Parmeliaceae. The transcript is spliced from 5 exons. Bases 1 to 3162 code for a protein of 1053 amino acids. The record is from RefSeq and is a predicted model, not a curated record. Gene Ontology annotation, molecular function: protein binding.